Penicillium nucicola is the source of this 1650-nucleotide messenger RNA. RefSeq lists its product as uncharacterized. The transcript has 7 exons. The coding region runs from base 1 to 1650 and encodes 549 amino acids. Gene Ontology annotation, biological process: transmembrane transport. Gene Ontology annotation, molecular function: transmembrane transporter activity. Lineage: Eukaryota; Fungi; Ascomycota; Eurotiomycetes; Eurotiales; Aspergillaceae. The record is from RefSeq and is a predicted model, not a curated record.
AUGUUAGAAAAGCAAAGUUUGGAGAAGAACAGUGAAAAGGACGGUGCGUUCGAUACUUCAAAUGACCGGAUAUCUACCACACCUAUCGACCAUGGUACCCAAAUUCAAUACCAAGUCGCCGUCAACAAAAAUGGAAUCAAGCUCCAUCCACAGCCUACAUCAGACCCAUUGGACCCAUUGAACUGGUCUAGUCUUCAAAAACAUACCAUGUUGGGUAUUGUUAUGUUCAAAUAUUUCCUGUUUACUUAUCUGACCACAACAACUGUUCCAUCUUUUACCGAGAUCCAGGACCAAUAUCAAAUCAGCUAUUCGCAGGUAAACUGGACGGUCGCAAUUCCGGCAUUAGGGCUAUCCGUUGGUCCCCUGAUAUGGUCUUCACUUGGUGACAUAUAUGGUCGUCGAGUUAUUUUCUUGAUUGGGACACUCAUCGCAUUGGUUUCAACUAUUGGUGCUGCCGUCGCUGAUAAUUACGCGGGCUAUAUGGCGGCUCGUUUCUUCCAAGGACUUGGAGUAAGCCCGGCAUCUACUGUUGGAAUGGCUGUUGUCAACGAUCUUUUUUUCGACUAUGAGCGCGGUCAGAAAUUGGGUUUCUGGGUACUGGCAAUUGACGCUGGAGCACUUCUUGGACCUACCUUUGGCGGCUUCCUUGACCUCGUCAGUGCCACCUGGAUCAACUGGUUUACCGCAAUUCUCUUCGCAGCAUUGUUGCUACUCGAGCUCUUUUUCAUGCCAGAGACUCUCUAUCCCCGGAAUAAGAUGCUCCAACAAAUGCCUCGCCUGGAUGGUCACAAAGCCCUCACAACAGAUAUCGAAAAAAGACCGACUGAGAACAACACAGCAAUGACUACCCUAUCACCAACAUCAGAGGCUCUACAAUCAGACCUACGACGGACGAAAAACCUCCCAUUCAUCAAUUUGCGUCCGGUACCUGGCAUGCGCCACCCUAAGCCUUGGGACUCCUUAAUUCGAUUUGUUCUCACUUUCCAGCAGCCCCCAGUCGUGUUGGCUAUACUUGGAUACAGCUUUGUCUGGUACUGGUGGGUUUUGUCCAUUAUCACCAUGGUACCAGCAGCAUAUCCACAGUAUACACCACUCAUCCAGGGACUGUUGUUCCUUGGUCUGUUACUCGGAACAUUGGUUGCAGAGGUUGGAUUCUCUGGUCGCUUGAGUGACUAUAUUGUUGAGAAAUUGUCGAAACGAAAUGACAAUGUUCGCGUGCCAGAGAUGCGCUUGUGGUUGGCAUAUCCGGCUAUACUUAUCACGUCUGUUGGUUUGAUUCUAUGGGGGAUCAGUAUUGACAAGAAUUAUCAUUGGAUCGUAGGACAGGUGGCAUUUUUCUUGUUCGCAGCAGGUAUUCAAAUCGGCAACACUGUGACCACCAGCUACGUUGUGGACUGUUAUCCCCUUCAAACGACUAGUGUGAUCACCUUCUAUGCUGUUGCCCUCAACCUCAGUGCUUUCAUCAAUCCGUUCUUCAUUGUUAAUUGGCAAGCUUCCUCUGGUUGGACUUGGACAUUCACUGCACAAGGCCUUAUUACGAUUGUUGGUGGAUUUGUAGUGUUUAUUGUUUUGCAUAAAUUUGGUGCUUGGAUGCGAGAAAAGGCACCGCAGCCAUCGUGGGUGAAUCCGGAGUUUGAUAUGGAUGAUUGA